Molecule: messenger RNA, 3426 nt
Organism: Rhagoletis zephyria (snowberry fruit fly)
Lineage: Eukaryota; Metazoa; Arthropoda; Insecta; Diptera; Tephritidae
Cellular component (GO): extrinsic component of membrane; cytoplasm
Molecular function (GO): protein binding; guanyl-nucleotide exchange factor activity
Source: RefSeq, a predicted model, not a curated record
GUUGAUAACAUAUUAGUCAUAAACCAAGAAUUUUUAGCAGAUUCUCCUGAUUCAAUAACAUUAUCAAGAGGAGAUUUAGUGGAAGUUCUGAAAAUAAGUGAAGGCAAUCCCUUUCCAAAAGGAAAAUUACGUGAUUUAAAUCCUGAGCUCAAUUCGAGAUGGUACGUGAGAUUAUUCGGAUCAAAUGAGAAUUGCAAAGAAGGAUGGAUUCCAACCAAGAUAUUGGAUUUUUCACCCGAUUCUGUAUCCGUAUUUGGCAAUAAAGGAGAUGAUCCCGCAUUUCGAAGAAUAGCAACCGUAAGAGAACUCAUUGAGACAGAGGAAGAAUUUGGCAGAGAUUUACAAAACAUAGUUGACCGUUACAUCAAACCUACCGACAAAUCUGCAGCCCCGCGCAUUGUUCGAGACAGUAAAGACAUUAUCUUCACAAAUUUUCAACAAAUUGCCGAAUUUCACAACUUAGUAUUAAUAGAAGGACUUAAAUAUUACUCGGAGCAACCCAACAUGAUAGCUAAAACGUUUCUAAGACUUGAAAGGGAUUUCGACAAGCAUGUUAAAUACUGUGAAACAGAACCUCUCGCUCAAGCAUUUCUCACAGAAAACAAAGAAGCCAAUGAAUAUUUUCAGCAAAUAUCUAGUUUAACUGGAGACGACAAAACUUUGAGCGAACACUUAAAAUUGCCAAUUCAACGAAUAAAUGAUUACCAGUUUUUAUUAAAGGAAUUAAUAAAAUACUCACAAAAUGUGUCUGACAAUACUAAAGACUUACAAAAGGCUUUGGAGUUAAUGCUUAGCGUUCCCAAUAGAGCAUUUCAUAAUAAAUUUUUAUCUAGUAUAGAAGGAUAUAGAGGAAAUAUAUAUAAAAUUGGACGUUUACUAAACCACGACUGGUGGACUGUUAAAGAAUCUGCUCAAAAGUUACACGAACGGUAUUUAUUUCUAUUUAAAUCAAGGAUUUUAAUAACUAAAGUAAGAAAAAUAAAUGAGGAACGAUCAAUUUUUCUUUUGCAAAACAUUAUAAAGCUACCUGAUUGCAAUAUUGAAAAUAAUUCCGUAGAAAAUCUGUUGCACAUAACAGAAAAGCAAGGGAAAAGUCAAAUAUUUUUACCGCUUGAAUUAAAACCACACAGAAAAGAAAUUCGAGACAAAUGGUUUCAAGAAAUAGUUUCGCACAGGGAUGAUGACUCGACAUUGCAGGAACAUUUGGCAGACGAUUUACGUGUGGAUACAAGUCAAGUACUUCAGGAAAAUGAAUUGCUUUUUCACUUGCCACAGAAAGCUGUAGCCCAUAAUCCCUACUCUGGAAUAAAAGCCUCAGACGUAGCUCAAGAUUACUAUUUAAGUGAGGAGGAGAAGGCAAAAUACUACGAAGAAAAUAAAUUAGCACUUAAGAUCAAAGGUGAACUACUUGAAGAAAGAAAAACAUUGGAAGAAAACAUCCAAUCGAUUUGUAACUCUGAAAACGUUUUAGUUGAAAAGAAAGUAGCCUGCCCAGAUAUAACUGAAGAAAAGGAUUCAGCUUCGGCCACUGAGAGGAAGGAUUAUUUAAAUAUUUCGCAUGAUCAAACGACAAUUGUGGAAAGCGAAAACCUAAAUCAAAAGAAUACAGAUGAAUCUACAAAAGAAUUCAAUUCUAUUAAAAAAAGUGUUGACUUGGCCAAAAUUACUACCUACUCAACUGAAAACAAUUUAAGUUCUGACAAAAAACAAGAUUCCGUUGGUAAGGACAGCGAAAUAGUAAAUACCUCAUCCACUGACUGUUCAUUUAAACCAUUUCCAUUGAUAAAAAUUAGUGAGACACCAAAAAUUGUAGAUACAAAUAGAACAAUUACUCUCAAUGAUAUUCCUUUUUAUAAAGAAUCGUCCAAAUUAACAUAUAAUGUAACGGCAGCAGCAGAUGAUAAUAACAGUUCCAGGCAAAAUAGAAAUGUUACUAACAUUAAAGGUAGUGCUUCUCUUCAGCAAUGGUCUAAUUCUUUAACAAACCUAAUUAGCACACCAUAUGAAGGUGGAGGAACUUCAGACCCCCCUCCGCCUUUACCGCCGAAUGUUCAUCGCAUGCCUGGCUUCUUUCAACCGCUUCCACGCAUAUCAUAUGAAACUACUAUUGAAAUACUAAUUGUUAAAACUCGGCCACCAUCGCCUCCUCCUUUACCGCAAUCCAUAAAAAAGCUAAUACUUCAUAAUGAAAGCUUAGAGCAGAAAUCUGAAAACUUUCUUAAAGGCAUUUAUGAUUCGCAAUGCUUUGAUACCUCUAUUCAUACCGCUAAACAAAAGUUACGAUACAUUAAAAGUGCAGUAAUAAAAUCCAGUGAUUCUACUAAAUAUGCUGAAGAUACAGUUAAAAAAGCUAAAGCCCGUGAUUUUUUACACAUAUUUACUCCCCCACUAAAAAAUAAAAGACCCAUCUACGAGAUCGUGGAAGUUCCAUUACCUGAAAACCAAUCCCAAGACCAAAUUGAAGAUAUCAAUCAGGAAACCAAGGAAUUAGGCGCAGAGCUUGAAGUAACAGACCAAAACAUUAACAAAAUGGAAGACUAUUUAUCUGGAUACUCCUCCAAAUAUUCAAGGAAGCGAGCUGAAUUGAGUACGACGACACGCGAUUACGAUAGAGGAUCUUAUGACAACUACAGCGAAAAUUUAGGAAGCACUGCGAGCUCAAGAUUAGAAAGGAGGAAACAAGACGAACACAGAUCUAUAUUCUCCUCAAGCCGGGCUGAAAGCAGAACAGAAGAUCAUUAUGGAUCUAGAAUCGGUACUCGGUCAUCUUCACGAGUGAUGGAAGAAAAAAAUCUCAAAUCUGUAGGGAAGCCCGUUAUUACUAGAGCAUGCAAAAGCGUUCAAGUUCAACCUGGGGAAAGUGCACAUUUCGAAGUACAAUUUGCGGAAAAGCCAGGGUUGGUGGUUUGGCUAAAAGAUAAUAAACCGUUGGUGGAUAAGCUUGCAGACCGUGUAAUCCAAACUGAGGCGGCAAUGAAUUCAUACCGAUUAGAUAUCAAAAACUGCAGAGAAUCUGACGCUGGAACGUACACUGUGAAAGCAGCAGCUGGCGUUGAGAGUACAACAUGCUCGGCACAAUUGGCAGUGGGCCAAGUUUCAGGACAUGACGAAACAGAAACAAAUGUUGCGCCGGUUUUCCUUGUGCAGUUGAAAGAUGCUGAAAUGUUGGAAAAUACACAUUUCCGGUUUAUGAUCAAGGUGAUGGGCGAUCCAAAGCCACGAGUGAAAUUUUUUAAAGACGAAAAGGAAAUAUUGGAAGAUGACAAUCGAAUUCAAAUAAUUCGGGAAAAGGAUUACUUGGGUUACUACGAACUCGUUUUAAAUGAAGUUCAAAAAAUUGAUGCAGGGAUUUAUACUUGCAAAGCUACAAAUAAAUAUGGAGAAGCUCAAUGUGAAGCAAGAGCAUCCACAGUGGGUAAGAAAACU